This is a messenger RNA of Necator americanus (New World hookworm), 498 nucleotides long. RefSeq lists its product as uncharacterized. The record is from RefSeq and is a predicted model, not a curated record. The transcript has a single exon. The coding region runs from base 1 to 498 and encodes 165 amino acids. Lineage: Eukaryota; Metazoa; Nematoda; Chromadorea; Rhabditida; Ancylostomatidae.
AUGGGACUAGAUGCUUGCAAUCUGCCCAUGGGUUUUAAAUUUUAUGCAAAACACAGUAAUAGAAAAGAGUCUCCUGAUUCUGGAGGAAAGCCUGGUACGGUAGCGCGAGGUAGGACGGGGUUGCAGGAGUCACAUAGGCUACCGAAACGGAAAAGGACUAGGAUGACGAUCUGUACUUAUCACGCACGUACGUUUGCAUCGGAAGCGGCCAUCGAAGAUCUGAUGAUGCAAGCCAAGAAGAUCAAGUACGACGUCAUCGGGCUGACCGAGACGAGACGACGUCACCCUCUCAACGCCGUAUAUGAAACUGGAGAAGAACUGUUAUUAGGAACAUGCGACAGUAGAGGUGUUGGAGGAGUUGGCGUCCUCGUCAACACGAGUAUGGCAAAGAACAUCGACUCUUUCGAGCAACUUACUACGAAGAAGAAGAAGUCGAAGCUUUCUAUAUGGACUUGGAGAAGUUCUACCGAGAAGAUCAUGCCUUCUAUAAGGUCAUAA